Molecule: messenger RNA, 1458 nt
Organism: Telopea speciosissima
Lineage: Eukaryota; Viridiplantae; Streptophyta; Magnoliopsida; Proteales; Proteaceae
Exons: 2
Coding region: 1-1458 (485 amino acids)
Biological process (GO): DNA integration
Molecular function (GO): nucleic acid binding
Source: RefSeq, a predicted model, not a curated record
AUGAAAGUAGAGCAGAAGUAUCUUGCCAUUGAGAAGCUUUGCUUGGUGUUGUUCUUUUCCUGCAGCAAGCUUAGAUACUAUCUUUUUCCGACUACGGUGAAUGUGGUUUGCCAGACCGACGUCAUCAAGUACAUGCUCAUGCGCCCAAUUUCUAGGGGAAGGAUUGGAAAGUGGACUCUUGCUCUUACCAAGUUUGCUCUCCAGUAUGUGCCCCAGAAAGCAGUCAAGGGACAGGCGUUAGCAGACUUUCUUACGGAUCAUCCUCCCAUGGAGGUAGCAAGGGAUAUGAUGGAGGUACCCCUUGUCGGCCUGACGCCAUGGAAGCUUUUCUUCGACGGAUUCAAGAUCGAGCAGGCCGUCGGGGCAGGGGUUAUCCUGAGGUCACCAGAAGGGAUAGAGACUCAAGUGGCCUUUCGACUCGAUUUCUCUUGUUCCAACAACCAGGCCGAGUAUGAGGCCCUCAUACUAGGGAUGGGCCUGCUUCUCGACCUUAAGGCUGAUAUCGUGGAGAUCAUCGGAGGCUCGCAGUUGGAUGUGGUGGUUCGCCACAUCCCACGGUCAAAGAAUCAGGCCGCGAACGGGUUGGCCCAGGCGGUGUUUGGCAUUGGUCUGCCAGAGGGCAGUUUGGAAAAGACCAUCGUCAUCAAGAGGAAAACACAGUCUGCUAUUCACGAGGCUAGUUACCUGGAGGUCAACCACGUUGAAGACAUGCAGCUUGAUUGGCAAACGCCAAUCAUCCAGUAUUUGAGUAACCCUAGGCCAAAGUUUGACAAAAGGAUCAAGGACAAAGCCACGGGAUACGUGUUGAUUGGAGAAGACCUUUACAAGAAGGGUAAGGAUGACCUACUGCUCAAAUGUGUCAGCCUGAAUGAGGCAACACUGGUCAUGGCUAAAGUCCAUGAAGGCAUCUGUGGAGCGCACCAGGCUGGCCCUAAGAUGAGAUGGUUGAUUCGGCGUCAUGGGUAUUACUGGCCAACGAUGACAACAGACUAUGUCAAAUAUGCCAAAGGAUGUUGGGCAUGUCAGACCCAUGGACCAGUGCAGCGAUUACCAACAACGGAGUUUAAUCCAGUGGUCAAGCCAUGGCCAUUCAGGGGAUGGGCUAUGGACCUCAUAGGGAAGAUUACCCCAUCGGCUACGCGGGGGCAUUGCUUCAUUAUCGUGGCCACUGACUAUUUUACCAAGUGGGUUGAGGCCGUGCCAAUGAAGGGAGUCAGUCAGGCCGAGGUCAUCCAAUUCCUCAAGAGUCAUAUCAUUCACAGGUUUGGGCUUCCAGAGACUGUUAAGUGUGACAACGGGAGCGUUUUUGUUGGAGAUGAGGUGGUUGCGUUUGCGGCUGAAUUGGGAAUAACAUUCACCCAUUCCACCUCGUACUACGUGCAAGGCAAUGGACAGGCCGAGGCAAGUAACAAGAUUCUCAAAGGGUGUUUAGCAAAGGUUGUGGAUGACAACCCAUGA